Messenger RNA from Stylonychia lemnae, 1176 nucleotides. The record is from the annotation of a GenBank genome assembly. NCBI's taxonomy places the organism in Eukaryota, Ciliophora, Spirotrichea, Sporadotrichida, Oxytrichidae.
AUGGUAGAAUCUUCAGUAUAAUUUGAGCAAAAUCCUGACCAAAUCAAUCUUAUAAUUUCAAAAUCUGAAGCUGAUCAAUAAAGUAUCAAAGCCCUAAUUGGAACAUCUAAAGUCGACUAAGAAGAUAAGAGAGCAUCUGAUGAACUAGACUGCUCGAUUUGUUUGCAAAUUAUCUAUAAUCCUGUUGAGUGCUCUAAUUGUCAGAAAUGCUUCUGCGAAGAUUGUGUUAACUCUUGGCUAUAAGCAGGUAAAAAUGAUAGUUGUCCGCUUUGCAAAUAAAAGUUAUCCGCUAAGUAACCUCACCGAUUUGUAAAGUAGUUCAUUGAAGAUUCUUUGUUUGAUGGGUGUAAGUUUGAGCUCUGUAAUCAAUUUGGCAAAUCGAUUAAGUAUAUUGAUCUCAUAAAACAUUACCAAUAUGAAUGCGAAGAAGUAAAAGUAUCUUGUCCUCUUAAAUGUGGAGGAUUAUAUCAAAGAAAGUUCAGAUAAUAGCAUCGAGAUUAAUGCAACUAAAUUUAAUGGUAAUGCACAUAAUGUGAUUGUAAUAAGCUAGACAUUGAUGAGACACAACCUCCUCAUAAUUGCAUUGAAUAUCUUAAGCAAUAGGUGAAACUUUACAAGCUGAAAUAUGAAAUCUCAGAAUAGUAAUUUGAGGAAUAUAAAACUUAAAUCAAAGGUUUAAAGGAUAAUUAUAGCUUGGGAUACUACUAGAAAGAGCAUUAUUAAACGAUUGUUCAUAAAUGUCCUUUGAAAAUGAUUGUAUUCGAACAAAUGCGAUCUCUUCCUGGUCAUGAAGGCUAUAACUUAGGCUGGUGUUGCGAUGGUAGGAAAUUUAUUGGCUGCAAGAGUGGAUAAGCACUUAGAGGUGAUUUUUGCAGAGAUCCAGAAUCUAGCAUCUUCCAUUGUAACAUUUGCAAUUUUGAUUUCUGUGAAGCUUGCUAUGAUACCUAUGGCAACGUCCACAAACAUGAUCUAGUCAAGUUGGCUUUUUAAUAACUUAAAGAACUUAAUUCUAAUUAUGCUGAUGGUUGGAAAUGUGAUGGUACUCAGUAUUUUGGAUGUCCUUUAGGUUAAAAUAUUCAAACAGAUCUAGACGAAUUGCUAUAUCAUGAUGCAUAAAACGGUUUUGAUUUAUGUGAUGUUUGUUUUUAAAACUAUGUGAUUGAUGAGGAUCAAUGA